Messenger RNA from Anopheles coustani, 1063 nucleotides. RefSeq names its product probable tRNA(His) guanylyltransferase (gene THG). The coding region runs from base 30 to 971 and encodes 313 amino acids. Lineage: Eukaryota; Metazoa; Arthropoda; Insecta; Diptera; Culicidae. Gene Ontology annotation, molecular function: tRNA guanylyltransferase activity; magnesium ion binding. Gene Ontology annotation, biological process: tRNA modification. The transcript has a single exon. The record is from RefSeq and is a predicted model, not a curated record.
UGGGGUUUUUUUUUCAAUUCUUUUAUCGUAUGAGAAAGUUUCUUUCAAUAAUUCUGAAUGGAGUUUACAAACAAACGAAUCGCGCUUACCGGACAUCCAAAAUGGCACUCAGUCGAUUUGAGUACGUAAAACAAUUCGAGCACGAAGAGAAGCUCCUGAAAAACUGCUGGAUCGUGGUACGGGUCGAUGGCAAAGGUUUCCAUCGAUUUUGUAAUGUACACAAGUUCAAAAAACCGAACGAUAUCGAUGCUCUACAACUGAUGAACAUGGCUGGCAUGACGGUGAUGCAAGAUUUCAACGAGAUCGUAUUGGCGUAUGGGCAGAGCGACGAGUAUUCGUUCGUGUUCCGGCGGGACGCCAGCGUGUACCAGCGUCGCAGGGACAAGCUUGUGAGCUACGUGGCAAGUUUGUUCACUUCGGCGUACAUGUUCCACUGGGCGAAUAUCUUUAAGGGCCGUUCGCUUGUAAUGUGCUAUCCCCCCGCGUUCGAUGCAAGAACCGUACUCUAUCCGACCGAUGAAAAUCUCCGUGAUUACCUCAGCUGGAGGCAGGCGGAUGCUCAUGUGAACAAUUUAUACAAUACUACUUUUUGGAAUCUGGUGUCUUCCGGCAUGAGCAAUGCGGACGCUGAAAACAAACUGAAAGGCACGCUUGCGAAAGACAAGAAUGAAAUCCUAUUCACGCAUUUCAAUAUCAACUAUAACAACGAGCCUUUAAUAUACCGGAAAGGAACCAUUCUUAUGCGAAAAACUAUUGAAGUGAAAGAAAAGAAACAGAAAUUCAUCGUUCCCAUUUUUGAGGACCUUAUAGGUGAUGAUUUUUGGUUAAGACAUCCAGAGAUAUUGGGCAAGAAAACCAACCCGGAGGACAUCUACGAUCUGGGGGUAAACGAUAAACAACCAAUCAUCCAGUAUCAGCUUGGCGUGUUUGAAAAGCGAAAAGAUGGUAGAAAUAAACCAGUAGAUGAGUAAAAUUUUGAUGGCUUUCACAAAUAAUUCAUUAGUAGCAUUAUCUCCAUUCGUACACCCGCGAACAUUGCUUGAUAGAUAAUAAAUAUUAAGAU